This is a messenger RNA of Mytilinidion resinicola, 1349 nucleotides long. Its product is annotated as putative CDP-diacylglycerol--serine O-phosphatidyltransferase. Gene Ontology annotation, molecular function: phosphotransferase activity, for other substituted phosphate groups. The transcript has 5 exons. Gene Ontology annotation, biological process: phospholipid biosynthetic process. The record is from RefSeq and is a predicted model, not a curated record. The coding region runs from base 129 to 869 and encodes 246 amino acids. Gene Ontology annotation, cellular component: membrane. Lineage: Eukaryota; Fungi; Ascomycota; Dothideomycetes; Mytilinidiales; Mytilinidiaceae.
UGAAAAACAAAGGCUCCGUCACCUCCAACCACUGCCCUAUUUCAGCCAACCCCCCGGUUUCCACCUCUGUAAACACACAUCGCCUACUUCCCUACACUCUACCCAUUCGCUCGAGCAAAACCAUCGCUAUGUCUCGACGAAACGGCGGCCCCAACGGCGCUGAGAAGGACAUCGCAGCACCGGUCAAAGACUUGACCAAACCCGAUCCGACUCAGGACAAGCAAGCAAGACUGCUGAACUCCGAUUCUGGUCACUUCUCUCUGAUCCGAGCCCUACAUCUGGCCGACUUCAUCACCGCCUUAAAUGGCUUCUGCGGAGUUAUGUCCGUGUUCUCGUCAAUGCGAUACUGUCUCGGCGAUCCACAUUCAUACACCAACAUCUAUGCCGCUCUCGGAUUCGUUCCUCUAGGCCUAUUCUUCGAUUUCAUGGAUGGCAAGGUCGCAAGGUGGCGGCAGAAGUCGUCCCUCAUGGGCCAGGAGCUGGACUCGCUGGCGGACCUGAUCUCCUUUGGUGUCGGGCCGGCUGCUGCUGCCUUUGCCAUAGGACUCCGCACUCCUGUUGACCAUGUCCUCCUAACCAUCUUCGUCCUAUGCGGGCUGCUCCGCCUCGCUCGCUUCAACGUGACGGUCACCGCUCUUCCCAAAGACGCAACCGGGAAAUCGAAAUAUUUCGAAGGCACGCCAAUUCCAACCUCUCUCUCGUUGGUCAGCCUCAUGGCAUACUGGGUAUCGCAAGGCUGGGUGUUGGAGAAUAUCCCCUACGGAACGGCGCUCACCGGUACUGCGUUCGAGUUCCACCCAGUUGUGGGUCUAUUCAUCGUGCAUGGCUGCUUGAUGGUAAGCAAGUCGCUCCACAUACCGAAACCGUAGGUUGGAGGCUGUAGCAGAGGCAAGGUGCACUCUUCCGCUUGCAUCGAACAAAUAGCAGGUCUGGGCCAUACAUGUUUGCUUCAGGGUCGGCCUAUAGAAAAGCGCAUGGCAUGAAUGGCGUGUUUAGCUUGGGAUGACUCGACUCUAGUGCGUGGCUUGAUUGAAUGCGAUGAUUUCUUUGGAAAGCUCGGUUCUACGGUUGGUCAAAAGCGUAUAGAGUAUCCGAGUAGGAUUUUGUGAGUGCGUGGGAGUAUAAGAAGCCAUAUGCAACACCCCAUCCCUUAAAUUUGGCUUGACAUAACGCGAGUACUUCGGUUUUUGUCGGUUUUGUGCCACGACUUAGUGCUUUCGUUUGUUUUCGAAGAUCUGGGGAAGUUAACGGGAGUUGACCCACACCUGAUGUUGCUGGGGCAUCCCAGAGAAUAUCAUCAGAAAAGAGACUGCUCUUCCGGCACUGUCUUUAAAUGCACAUUUCCCCGC